CCACUUCGCUAACUUGUGGCUGUUGUGAUGCGUAUUCCCGUAGAUCCGAGCACCAGCCGGCGCUUCAGCCCCCCCUCCAGCAGCCUGCAGCCCGGCAAGAUGAGCGACGUGAGCCCGGUGGUGGCUGCGCAACAGCAGCAGCAGCAGCAGCAACAGCAGCAGCAGCAACAGCAGCAGCAGCAGCAACAGCAGCAGCAAGAGGCGGCGGCGGCGGCAGCGGCGGCGGCGGCGGCGGCAGCAGCGGCCGCGGUGCCCCGGUUGCGGCCGCCGCACGACAACCGCACCAUGGUGGAGAUCAUCGCUGACCACCCGGCCGAGCUUGUCCGCACCGACAGCCCCAACUUCCUGUGCUCCGUGCUGCCCUCGCACUGGCGCUGCAACAAGACCCUGCCCGUGGCCUUCAAGGUGGUAGCCCUCGGAGAGGUACCAGAUGGGACUGUGGUUACUGUCAUGGCGGGUAACGAUGAAAAUUAUUCUGCUGAGCUCCGAAAUGCCUCUGCUGUUAUGAAAAACCAAGUAGCAAGGUUCAACGAUCUGAGAUUUGUGGGCCGGAGUGGACGAGGCAAGAGUUUCACCUUGACCAUAACUGUCUUCACAAAUCCUCCCCAAGUAGCCACCUAUCACAGAGCUAUUAAAGUUACAGUGGAUGGACCCCGGGAACCCAGAAGGCACAGACAGAAGCUUGAUGACUCUAAACCUAGUUUGUUCUCUGACCGCCUCAGUGAUUUAGGGCGCAUUCCUCAUCCCAGUAUGAGAGUAGGUGUCCCGCCUCAGAACCCACGGCCCUCCCUGAACUCUGCACCAAGUCCUUUUAAUCCACAAGGACAGAGUCAGAUUACAGACCCCAGGCAGGCCCAGUCUCCCCCGCCGUGGUCCUACGACCAAUCUUACCCCUCGUACCUGAGCCAGAUGACGUCCCCGUCCAUUCACUCCACCACCCCGCUGUCUUCCACACGGGGCACAGGGCUUCCCGCCAUCACCGACGUGCCCAGGCGCAUUUCAGAUGAUGACACUGCUACCUCUGACUUCUGCCUCUGGCCUUCCACUCUCAGUAAGAAGAGCCAGGCAGGUGCUUCAGAACUGGGCCCUUUUUCAGACCCCAGGCAGUUCCCAAGCAUUUCAUCCCUCACUGAGAGCCGCUUCUCCAACCCACGAAUGCACUAUCCAGCCACCUUUACUUACACCCCGCCAGUCACCUCAGGCAUGUCCCUCGGUAUGUCCGCCACCACUCACUACCACACCUACCUGCCACCACCCUACCCCGGCUCUUCCCAAAGCCAGAGUGGACCCUUCCAGACCAGCAGCACUCCAUAUCUCUACUAUGGCACUUCGUCAGGAUCCUAUCAGUUCCCCAUGGUGCCGGGGGGAGACCGGUCUCCUUCCAGAAUGCUUCCGCCAUGCACCACCACCUCGAAUGGCAGCACGCUAUUAAAUCCAAAUUUGCCUAACCAGAAUGAUGGUGUUGACGCUGAUGGAAGCCACAGCAGUUCCCCAACUGUCUUGAAUUCUAGUGGCAGAAUGGAUGAAUCUGUUUGGCGACCAUAUUGAAAUUCCUCAGCAAUGGCCCAGCGGUAUCUGGGAGCCACGUCCCAAAUGUAUCGAUAUAUACAUAUAUAGAGAGAGUGCAUAUAUAUGUAUAUCAAUUAGCUAUCUACAAAGUGCCUAUUUUUUAGAAGAUUUUUGCAUUCACUCACUCAGUCAUGAUCUUGCAACCAUAAGAGGGUAGAUUUUGAGACGCAAAAGGCCCAAGAAAGACAAUCAUAACCGGGUUUCAGAUUGUUUUCUAUUUAAAAUGUACUUUUACAAACAAAGGAAAAAGAUAUUUUUGUUGCUUUUGUUGUUUGAUCUGUUAUCAUAAAUAACCUGUUCAUAUGCCAAUUCAGAGAGGUGGACUCCAGGUUCAGGAGGAGGAGGAGCAAAGCCACUUCCUCCCUGUGCUUUGAAACCACACGCCCUCCCGGUUGCGCUGUGGAUGGACCAGUGCACGCUGCAGACCCGCUUACAAAGCCGGUCGAGGUGCACGUAAAGGGAGAAGAGGGAGAAUGGACGCUCCCAUGACGGGACGGUCCACUCGGAACAACUGUUCCAAACUUGGCUUUCAGACUUCCGCAAGUACUCAUUGGAACUGUUUGGUUCGGGUUUUUUUUUUCCUACUCUAAGAAAAUGACUUCAAGAAUACUGGUCAGGAUAGAUUUAUUUUACUUUUUUAUACUUUUGUUUUCCUUUUCCCAUUUAACCAAAAAGAAAUCCCAUCCCGCAAGCCCCCCUUCUCCUUUUAUGCAAAACUGAAAAUGGCAAUACCUUAUUAUAGCCAUAACGGUAUAGAUAGUGUUUGCGUUUGGCUGUGUGUUGUUUUCUUUUUUUUUAAAUUAUGAAUAUGUGUAAAAUCUGAGGUAACUUGCUAACGUGAAUGGUCAUAUAACUUUAAAGAUAUAUUUAUAAUUAUUUAAUGACAUUUGGACCCUUGAAACAUUUCUUAGUGUAUUGAUAUGUUGACUUCGGUCUCUAAAAGUGCUCUUUAUUAAAUAACAAAUUUCUUCAGUGGGCUAGAGCCAUAUCUGAAAUAUUGCUAAGCAAUUUCAGUUCAUCCAGGCACAAUGUGAUUUUUGAAAAUACUUCCAUCUCCAAAUAUUUUAGGUGUAGCUUGUUUUUGUGAUGUAUGAAGGAAAUGUUAUGUUUAGUUCUUUCAGAUCUUCCAUUGCCUCUAACAUAGCUUUGCCUUUUAAAGCAAUAAUUAGGGAUUUAAGAAACAACUCUUAGCCCUUUAUCACUUCUGUUGCCCUUUAUCAGCAUUAAAUGCUGCAGUGAUGUGGUUUCCUAAUUUCUUUCACAUAGUGAUGACUCUGUCAUAUUAAAAAAGACAAGCACAAGUGAAUCAUUGAACUGCAGAAAAAUGUUCUGUGGUUUCAUAGUUAAAGCAAAACUCUAAAUCGCCAGGCUUCAUAGUGAAGACAGUCAGCUUAUAGCCACGCAGGUGGCUAAGGGCUCAGUCAUGAUUCACAUGGUACCGGAAAGCAAAAUUGCACCAGGGAUUCUUAACCAACCCGCCUUACCAAAGUCAGUCAGGGGAACCCAAGUCUGCCUUACCCAAAGCCCCACUGACAACUCUCCGCAUAAUUUGCAUUUAAAGGAGCAGAAUUAAAUCAUUGUCUUAUGAGAGCAGGGUCAUCUGAAGUAGCAGGAAGUUCCACAGAGAGCUGAUCUGAGAGAACAGACAGCCUGUGGGGACCCAUGUACAACCUCUGACAUUCAUAUUUCUCACAGUGGAGGGGAACGGGAAGGCUGGCCAUGUGGAAUUGGGCGUCUGCUACUGUGUCUGGAUUUGAGUUAACAACCCUCCUGUAGGAUGCACUGUGACCACUCCUGGCGGCCAUGGGGCAGAUUCUCAAGUAUGAAUCUUAAUCCAAGCCGGGAUCAUUCCAUGACACUGCCAGGCAAAUCCCUGCCCUCCCCCCCACAGGUCAGGGCCCCUUCAUUUGAAUUCUGUGCCCCCCUCAGCAGAACUUUGCGGAGAUGUGCCUCCAGCCCUGAGGCCCUUGCUCUCUAGUCAUUCCCAAGCCCAGCUUUGUAGGCUGCCAAGCAUGGCAGGACACGGCAGUUGGACCUGUGCUUCCUGCCUGGGUGCCUCCCUGGGAAUUCAUCCUGACUCCUCCUAAUAAAAAUUGAGGGCAAAACAAAACAAAACAAAACAAAACACUUUGCCUUCUGAAGGUUGUAUACCAAGUAUGCUUAGAUAAAGAAGCCACUUUUCUAUUGCUUAAGUAAGAUGGAAGUGCUAAUUGAUACUAUUUAUUGUUUGUAUGUGGUAGCUUGAAGCACGCCACUGUCCAUUUAUUUGUAAGUGUAAAAUAUGUGUGUUUGUUUCAGCAGCACUUAAAAAAGCCAGUGUCUGGUUACACAUUUCGAUUUUAAUUAAUUGACAUAAAAAUGUUACCGCCAGUGCCAGCUGUACCCUAUUUAAUAAUAAAGGUACUAUAUUUGUACAUUAUUUUUUAAUGUUAAAAGGGCUUUUUUAAGUUUACAGUACACAUACUAAGUGACGUUAGGGAUGCUUUUGUGUUGAAAUGUUAUUAUAGUGGCUGCAGGCAGCAACCCAGAAACACUUUAGAAGUUUUUUUUCUUGGGAAAAAUUCAAGCACUUCUUCCUUCCACCCUCAUUCCAACCACUCCAACGGGGUAAUUCACAUUUCUCAGAUCAAAUGCUACCCCUUUUUGGCCUGGAGGUUAAAUUUUUCUUUUAUCUUUUUUUUUUUAAAAAAGUCCUUAAUUUGCACUGGGCCAUGUGUAUGAUUUGUGAUUUCAAGACCAAAGCAAAGCCUUACUACUACUACUACUCUAUUUCAGGUUAAAAUAGCACAGUCUUUAGGUAGCAUCAGCGUUGCUGGAGUUAACAGUGUGACCAACACAGCCACUUUUCUGUCUGUUUCAGUUGUCUCACACAUUUUAACCUAUGUCAGAGUUCCAGGACAGGUACCACAGCUUCGGUUUUAGAUUAGUGGAAUGACAUCCCGCCUGGAACUGAGAGACUCAACAGAUCAGCUGUUGUUUGCUCUUUGGACUGUCUUCCGCACCAGGGCCUUUUAAAAAUGAGCCGAGAAAUCCACACCAUUAGAGACCAUCGUUGCAAAUUCAGAGGGGAGGAGAUGUGUGUGCUGGCUGAAAGAGUUCCCUCCAUUCCCAGGACAGGGACUGACUCAGAGUCUAGGUUAAUACAUGGAAACACAAAGCAUUAGCACAAACAAUGAUCAAAUCUAUGAUAUUUGAAAGAACAAUAAUACAUAAAAUAAAUAAAAGACGACUCUUCCAAACCUUGAAUUUGUUGUUCUUAAAAAGAUAAUGCAUUUAAAAAAAUAUUUUCUAUGUGAGAAUUUUUUAGAUGUUUGUUUACUUCAUGUUUACAAAUAACUGUUUGCUUUUUAAUGCAGUACUUUGAAAUAUAUCAGCCAAAACCAUAACUUACAGUAAUUUCUUAGGUAUUCUGAAUAAAAUUCCAUUUUUCUGGAUAUGCUUUACCAUUCUUAGAUUUCUGUGGAACAAAAAUAUUUGUAGCAUUUUGUGUAAAUACAAGCUUUUCAUUUUUAUUUUUUCCAAUUGCUGUUGCCCAAGAUUUGCUUUCCAUGCACAUAUUGUACAAAUUCUGCUUUGUGCCACAGGUCAUGAUUGUGGAUGAGUUUAUUCUUAACUUCAAAGGGACUAUUUGUAUUGUAUGUUGCAACUGUAAAUUGAAUUAUUUGGCAUUUUUCUCAUGAUUGUAAUAUUAAUUUGAAGUUUGAUUUUAAUUUUCAAUAAAAUGGCUUUUUUGGUUUUGU
Diceros bicornis minor is the source of this 5309-nucleotide messenger RNA. RefSeq names its product RUNX family transcription factor 2 (gene RUNX2). The record is from RefSeq and is a predicted model, not a curated record. Bases 28 to 1548 code for a protein of 506 amino acids. Gene Ontology annotation, biological process: regulation of transcription by RNA polymerase II; regulation of cell differentiation; hemopoiesis. Lineage: Eukaryota; Metazoa; Chordata; Mammalia; Perissodactyla; Rhinocerotidae. Gene Ontology annotation, cellular component: nucleus. Gene Ontology annotation, molecular function: RNA polymerase II cis-regulatory region sequence-specific DNA binding; ATP binding; DNA-binding transcription factor activity, RNA polymerase II-specific. The transcript has 7 exons.